Molecule: messenger RNA, 2687 nt
Organism: Periophthalmus magnuspinnatus
Lineage: Eukaryota; Metazoa; Chordata; Actinopteri; Gobiiformes; Gobiidae
Product: ubiquitin-conjugating enzyme E2 H-like
Exons: 7
Coding region: 222-773 (183 amino acids)
Biological process (GO): protein polyubiquitination; ubiquitin-dependent protein catabolic process
Cellular component (GO): nucleus
Molecular function (GO): ubiquitin conjugating enzyme activity
Source: RefSeq, a predicted model, not a curated record
UCUGCUCGGGCUGCUGAGCUGGAUGUCACAGCAGCAGCACAGUCUUCAGGACAGCCCAAGGUGGAGGUGGUCAGAGGAGCAUAAAGUGGGCGAUGUUAAAGGGUUUUGUCGCGCGGGGAGACAGUUGAUACAGUCCGUGCGAACAGUACAUUUUACCAGCUGAAGGAUCGAGAGUCAAACCGCCGAAGUAUUUUUAGAUCACUUCUGAAAGGAAUACAAAAAUGUCGUCCCCAAGUCCAGGCAAGAGGCGAAUGGACACCGACGUGGUGAAACUUAUUGAAAGCCAACAUGAGGUUACCAUCCUCAGCGGACUCAAUGAGUUUGUGGUCAAGUUCCAUGGACCAAAAGGAACCCCAUAUGAAGGCGGUGUGUGGAAAGUUAGGGUAGACCUACCAGAUAAAUAUCCUUUCAAAUCACCAUCCAUAGGGUUUAUGAACAAAAUAUUUCACCCAAACAUUGAUGAAGCAUCAGGGACAGUUUGUCUAGAUGUUAUAAACCAGACAUGGACCGCUCUCUAUGAUCUUACCAACAUCUUUGACAUGUUCCUGCCUCAGCUGUUGGCUUAUCCCAAUCCCAUAGAUCCUUUAAACGGAGACGCAGCAGCCUUGUACCUGCACAAGCCAGAGGAUUAUAAGCACAAAAUCAAAGAGUACAUCCAGAAGUACGCCACAGAGGAGGCCCUAAAGGAGCAGGAGGAGGAGGGUGGAGACUCUUCGUCUGAAAGCUCCAUGUCAGACUUUUCUGAGGAUGAGGCUCAGGAUAUGGAGUUGUAGUGAAUGGGGAGAGCCUGUCUCCUUCAACAGACUUGAGCAGAAACUCACUACUAUAUUCAUAUUUAAAACUAUUUUUACACCAACAGGAGGAUAAUUUUUAUGCCUUCAUAAGGAUUUGCAGUAUGCUAUUGCAAAAUACUCUUUAGGAACUCAUGACCACUCACUCUCAGCCCCUAUUUCCUUUGAGAGCCUGCUUAGAUCAGAAUGGAGCCAUUCAUGUCCCCCAUGUUGUGUGGCUUGAGCCUUGUUCAGGCUUUCAUACUGCACCAGCAGUGGGACUGUGCCACUGACACACAACGGACUGUUUACACUCAUUUGGAUUCACAAGGCUCUCUCACUGCCUCCUCUGUUUCACACGACAUGUUUUCUUACUCUGUUAGCAGACUUCUUAUUCAGUCCUGCAGAGGACUGCAGGAUGACAAUCUUCCGUUUUCUUCAGUGCUGCCUGCUGUAAAAGAACCAAGGAACGUCACUGUUAUUUUGCCACACUUUCCCCAGAAUGUUCUAGUGGAAGCCUAUUCAAAACAUCACUCAUGAGGAGAGAAGGACAGCAGACAGCCACAGUGCAGCCAAAGCCAUGCAAUGUUUUAGUUGCUUCUGUGACCCCAUACACACGACACUGCAGUGUGAUACAUGAAUGAAAUUCAGGGAAAAUCAUAUUGCUAAGCAUCAGUGUUGAACUCAUGCUUUGUUCAGACUUUCAAAAAGCUAUCUCUUCCCUUUCCUCUGCAUUAAAGUCCUGUCAUUUAGAGUAUCUUCGUAUAUUGUGGCAUGACCCAGAAGUGAAGUUGUGUAGGCAUUGUGGACAUGGGGAUGACACCUAUUAGCAGGUCUAUGUUGAAGCGUUAUUCUAAACUUUGCCUAUUGCCUGUGUUGAACUAUAUAGGUGUUUAACUUGUAGGGAUAGUUAGCUCUUUUUGCAGGUGGUUAGUCAAAAUCUAUUAUUUAAUACUUAAUAUGACGUUCUAUUUGAAAAUGUCCUGUAAAGACAUUCAUCCCCCUUUGUUUGUGGGAUGACUGAAAUCCUCCAAAGACCCCUGAUAUGCAAAUAUGCAGCCAUCUUCAUCAGUUGGACAGAAGUGCUCUUUGUUUCUAUGUUGUAGUAGUUUUGUACACACUGUUAGCACCUGUUGCUUUCUAAAUGGUGGGACCAAACUCUGGACUGUUUUGAUAACGUCACAAUCUUACUAACAAUGGCUUUCAAUGAGGACCACAGUCUGUUCCUCUCACUACACUGGCAUUUGGAUAUCAUUAAGUUAUAUACUUCUUUAUGACAAUACAACAUAGCUCUAUACGUUUUGUUAGUUUCCUGAUUUUGGUGGAUAUGUCCCACACUGAAAAAGUGGAGAUAACAAAUAAAUGUUUACUGGUCAGUUUGGUCAAGUCUGACGAUUAGCAGGUUGAAUUUUUGUAAACGCAAAGAGCAUAAACUCAUUGCAUUAUCAGUACAUUAGUGUUAUAUUAUUUCUUUGAGAAAGUAAAGAAUUUUAGUUUAUUAUCCUGAAAGUAUUUCUUUAUAUUUGGAUACAUAAAACAAAGCUCAAAAUGUACCCCUUUACAAAUGUUAAUGGAAUCUUCCAUGUUGAUGGAUUAAAAUGUGUUAGUUUUAUUUUAAAAAAUGUCCACGUUGAUAUGACUUGAAUUAGUUUCUUUCUUUUAACCCCAAAUAGCCAAAUAUGGACGUUCCAUUUAACUUUUCUUUAAGAAAAUUGUAUUUUACAUAAAAGAAUGUGUCAGGGUUUAUCAUUGUAUUUUUUAUUAAUCAUUUGAUGCCUUUAAUUAGUAGGAAUGUUUUAUCGUCUAAUCCCCAUGUCCCAGAUACAAGAGGAGGCAUCCAUGAUUUUUAUGGAAAAAAAUAAAUAAAUGUGCUUCCCUUGUAACUUGAAGAAGUAAAUAAAAUAUUGUCAAUGUUGU